GGAUUCUCUCCCUCCGAUGCUCCUCAUGUACCAGGUAUCGUUCACCCGACCAGGCAGACAUGUCUGCGUCCUCGCGCUUCUUGCCAGUUGUCGGACAGCGACACCGACAACCCUUCUCUUUCUCAAGUCGGGAGGGAAGCAAUCUGUCUUCCUCAGCGUGCAGGAGCGAGAAACAGCGAUCACCAUCACCACCAGCACGGGCUAUACCCGAAGAGAGGAGUUCCGAGCACGAGUUUUGGAAUGAUGGUGGGGAUCAAUCGAACAGCAACAGCGUUUCAAGAAAUUUUGCUCGUCCAUCAGAUCCCGUAGUCCCUCGUGCAACAGGAGCGCGGACCCAGGGCGUUCCUCUGGACCAAAAAAUAGCAGCUUCCACUGAACCAUCCGGGCGUGAUCUACAAUUGAUACAAGCUGGCCCUCAGCUCGUCCCUCUCACCGUCCUACCGGAUCGCUAUCGAUGUGCUUUCCGCUUUCCGCUGUUCAACAAGGUUCAAUCCAUCUGUUUCGAAAAUCUAUUCAAUGGCGAUGAUAAUGUAGUGGUGUCUGCGCCGACUGGAUCAGGCAAGACGACCUUGUUUGAGCUUGCUCUCAUCAGGAUGCUAGUGCAAAGCAGCGACGACAAGGCAGUGUACAUGGCACCGACGAAAGCUCUCUGCUCAGAACGUGCCCAAGACUGGCAGUCACGCUUCGAGCCCGUAGGUUGCCCCAUAGUGGAGCUGACGGGCGACAGCCGCUUUUCAGGACUGGAUGCAGCCUACAGAGCGAGGAUCAUCGUGACGACUCCAGAGAAGUGGGACAGUCUGACACGCAAUUGGGCAGCUCACAGAAAGUUACUCGAUAAGUUUCGCUUGUUCCUGAUCGAUGAGAUCCACACCCUGCAAGAGAAGACUAGAGGUGCUUGCCUGGAGAUCGUUGUCGCACGCAUGUGCACGUUCGGCAACAACGUACGGAUAGUAGCCGUGUCGGCCACCAUACCUAAUUCGGCAGACAUUGCGGAGUGGAUUGGCAGACGAUCGUCCCGGGAGUCCAGCAGCGAAAGAGCUCAUCGCUACUCGUCCGGACAUGCCGCACCCCUGGAGGCUGCCAAAUCGUUCUGUUUCGGAGAAGAGUACAGGCCUGUAGCACUUCAGCGGACUGUUCUGGGAUUCAAGUCUUCCGGUGAUGAAUGGACAUUCCAGAGCAUUCUCAACCAAAAGCUCUUCGAAGUUGUUCGGGUGCAUUCAAUGGGCAAGCCUACUCUCGUCUUCGUGCCUACCCGCAAAGCCACGAUGCAGGCUGCUGAAAAAGUCAAGGAGGGCUAUCUCAAGCACUCCGAAACCAGUCACACACCUUGGCGCAAGCCGUCUGAGAUGCCAAGCUAUUCCGAUGCCCGCCUUGGGGAGCUGGCCGCUCUCGGCAUUGCCUACCAUCACGCCGGUCUCACAUUGCAGGAUCGUAAGACGGUUGAAGCACAGUUCUUGAAAGGCAACAUCACCGCGCUAUGUUGUACUUCGACGCUAGCAGUGGGCGUAAAUCUCCCGGCGUUCUGCGUAAUAGUUCGAGGAACAAAACGCUACCAUGGCUCAUGGACGGAGCUUCCCGAGCUUGACUUGAUCCAGAUGAUGGGACGCGCUGGGCGUCCUCAAUACGACAAGGAAGGCAUUGCCGUCAUACUGACCGAAGAGUCAAAAGUAGACUAUUACAAGAACUUGGUUUCAGGACAGACCAAGAUCGAGAGCACUCUUCACGAAGAGCUUGUCGAGCACGUCAACUCCGAGAUUGGAUUACGUGUCGACUGCACCGUCGCCGACAUUGAGAGGUGGCUUCAAAGAACCUUUCUAUAUGUCAGGAUGCAAAAGAAUCCUUCAUACUACUGUCAACAAGGAGAAGAUGGCGGGAAGAGCCCACUGCAAGUCCUUCAAGGCGUCUGCGCUGCAGCUUUGUCUGAACUUGCCACUCAUGAGCUUGUCACAACCAGCGACAGAGGCGCACUCAGCUCCACUGACUUUGGCGAGAUCCUGUCGAAGUAUUACAUCUCAUUCGACACUAUGCUUGAGCUGCUCCAACUCCAUCAAGCAAGCAUGAAGGACCUUCUCGCCUUUGUCUCACGAGCCAAGGAGUUCGCUGACAUCCGGAUCCGCCAAGGGGAGAGGGCUGCGUAUGUCGCCUUGAAGUCAAAUAGCGAAAUACGAUUUCCCCCUGACAAGAUCGGCGGAGUUGCAGACAAAGUCAAUUUGAUCAUUCAGGGGAUCCUGUCGGCGCUACCGUUGCAGCGAUUGCUCAAGACCGAGACCGCGCCAGUCAAUCCUGUUGGUGACAUUCUCAUUAUAUUCAGACAUUGCCCACAGAUAGUCAAGGCAGCCCUAGAUGCGGCUUUGUCUAAGAAGGACGUCACCACGCUGAACAGCGCCUUGGAUCUUCUCCGGUCGAUCAAUGGCAGGGCAUGGGACAACUCCUCAGCCACGCUGAGGCAGAUCGAAGGCAUCGGCGAGAAGAGCAUCAAGAUCUUUGCCACCUCGGGUAUCCUGUCCUACAAAGAUCUCGGUGCUUGCGAGCCAUAUCGCAUAGAACAUCUGCUCAAUCGUAAACCACCAUUCGGACACAAAGUCAUCUCGAUCGCCGCUGCACUGCCACAUCUGUCCCUGGACGUCAAGGAGGUCGUCAAGCCGUCGCGGAAGAGGAAGCACGACGACGGAGACAGUGGACAAAGUGUGGUCGUCACCGUGCAGGUGACGAUCGAGCUCCUCAAAGCCAAGAACGUUGUCCCUAAAACGAAGAGUCGAGAGGGCAUGCCGUUCUUCUGCACAGUGUUCGCGCAUACAUCUGACAACCAGGUGAUGCUUGACUACCGAAGGACUCCCCUGAGAACUCUCAGCGAAUCGAAGUCUUUCCAGAUCCAAUGCUGCUUGACAAGCGCAGAUCAAAGUAUUGUGAUCAAGGCUGCAUGCGAUGAGGUAGCUGGGUCAGCCGUUCGUAAAGAGCUCAAGCCUGAUGUAGAUCCUGCCUGGUUCCCACCGCCCGAGCCUCGAAGCACCGAGAGCCGCGAGCUACCUGCAGAGCUUCAAGGACUUGAGGAUUGCCACGAUCUCUUCAAAGACGAUUGGCAUUCCGAUGGGCAAUCGCAAAACAGCGCUGCUGGGAGUCAGCCAUUGACUGCGCCUGUUGACCCACUCUUGCAGUCUGAGAAACUCCACAAGAAGGUCAAGCCUAUGCGACAGACCAAGCUGCAAAGUGCAAUUCCUAUCGAGAUAGCAGAACAAGAGCCUCCUAGGCUGUCCAAUGGCAACUACCAAUGUAGGCAUCGCUGCAAGGCUUCCUGCCGACAUCUCUGUUGCCGUGAAGGCCUGCCCAACCCACCAGCGACUGACAAAAGUGGAAAACGAAAAGGCGCCAAAGACCGAGUAAAGGCAGAUGAGGAGAAUCGAUCGGUUUUGGAUCGCCUCGAGCAACUGGCUGGCGUGACAAGUUCGGAGAGUGACCCUCUCCGCGAUCCUGCUCGUUCAAAGAAGGGACUCGUCCUUCCCCGCAAGACUUUUCCGACAGGGUUGGAUCGUGACGAAGGAAACGGGUCCACUCCAUCCGGAGCGACUGACGGUCCCUCUAGAGUCAACCCAAGCGCGAAAUUCUCCCUCGAAACCUCUCUAGUCAAGCCUCAUGGUCGAGCUGAGUCUACAUCUGGAACGGGUAGCACGUCGAAGCGAGCGGCUCUAUGGGGUGACUUGCCCAUCAUGCCUGGUGUACCAAGUGACGACGGCAGCGACAUCAUGGACGAGGUGACAAAGCCAUCACCUUCACCACCCGCAGUGGCUCGUCUCAUUGCUAGCCUGGGACGAGGUGCUGAGCAGACUGAAGAUGGCAGCGAAGAAGAAUCUCCGCAAAAGCAAUCUUCGAAGCAUCUAAAGUCUGUUCGCAGACAGACCAGAGAGUCCGAAUGCGAGAAUGCGUGCCCGUCCGUGGACGCCUUCAUGAGCGUCGCAGAUCUGGAGAGUCAAGAGUCGGAGGACGAGCUGGAAGUUGGAUUUCCUCUGGAGAUGAUUGCGGAAGCAACAGAGCCUAUCAGCGCCGAGCGCGCUCUUGGAGCCAGAAGAGAUGAGGAAGCAAGCCAAGGAGGACAGUCGAGACUGAAGAAAUGCCCUACCGUCGUGGCCGAACGAGCUCAAGGAGAGUCUGUCCACCAGCAUGCUUCGGCACCUCAAGGUGCCCGCAGGCAGCAGCCCCUCUUCUUGCGUACAUCGCCUCUACGAACCAGCAGCCCCAGCGCAGACCCCGCCUUCAAAAAUCGGGACAUCGAUGCUCAUCUACAGUCCAUCCAAGAGCCAGAUUUCGCGGAGGAAGACCCUGAGGUCGAGGAUCACGAAAGCCUUCUGGAGGAUGAAGAACACCUGGAAGCCUGGCUUCUUGCGCAUACUCGAGAUGAAGAGUGAAGGAGGAGAGCGAGUAGCCAAAAGGUACCGCAGACACCCGAAGCGGGCGCUCUGAUGGUGUGACUGGUUCCCAUUAAUGUUCACCUACUUCACUUCUUCGUGCUCGCACUUGCUCCUCGAUUGGCAAAAUUCUUGCUGAGGAUCUCCCUCGCCUUGCGUUUCC
This is a messenger RNA of Microstroma glucosiphilum, 4563 nucleotides long. RefSeq names its product P-loop containing nucleoside triphosphate hydrolase protein. NCBI's taxonomy places the organism in Eukaryota, Fungi, Basidiomycota, Exobasidiomycetes, Microstromatales, Microstromataceae. The record is from RefSeq and is a predicted model, not a curated record. Bases 60 to 4400 code for a protein of 1446 amino acids. The transcript is spliced from 18 exons. Gene Ontology annotation, molecular function: nucleic acid binding; ATP binding.